AUGAAGAAAAUAUUGAACAAAUUGUCUGGGGCUAUGACUAAUGGAUACACGAAGGAACAAGAUGCAUGCAAGAACAUUUUACAUAAUGGUAAUACAUCUCCAGAAGCUAAUAAAAGGGCAUGUCAGCUUAUUACAGAAGGUCUAAGGCAUAUAUAUGAGGUUUCUAUAGAUGAGAAGGACAACGGGGACGGUAAACCUCAGAGGAACAAACUGUUCAAGAGAACUAUGGGAUGUCUAAUAUUGAAUAUAUAUGCAGAUAUGCUGAAAAAUAAUGGACAGAAAUGUGACGUAAGUAAGGGAAUAGAACAAGCCUUUCUUAAGAGCGGAGAAAUUAAAAAUACCAUAAAAGACUGUAAAAGUGAUCCUCCUUGUCUCCAAUGUAACAGGGAAGAAAAUCUAACUUGCACAAUAGGAGGACAGAAUGUAAAGGAAAACGUGAAAACAAUGCUCGACCAGAAGAAACAGGAAAUAGAAAAAACUCUAAAGGAUCUAUGUUCAUCCUCCACCCUAACAAUAGACCCAAGGACUUGCUCAAUCAAUGGGCUGGAGGAAAAUGAAGAAGGUAACUGGGAUGAGGUGUUUACUGCUUUCUCAAAUAAUCCAAGUGAUGCUGAUGAAGGUGGUGCUUAUGCAAAAUGGAAAGAUAUGAUGAGUGUAUGCGACUAUAAUGCAAAGACGGAUACAGAAUGGUCGAACCCAGAGAAAAGUUUCUGCAGGGUUAUGAUAAGAAAUUUAAUAAUUGCAAAUGAGCAGAAAUUUAAAUGCGAGGAUAGAAGCAGCAGGGGGCAGGGUAAGAAUUGUGUGACAAAAUGUGAUUUGUUGAAUAUGUGGCUUAUGUAUGUGAAGGAUCGCUGUAUUAACAAAGACGUCAUUGAGUAUGCGUUUGAAGCAAUGUAUAAUGUAGAAGAACAGUUAGGGAAGGGGGAAAAGGAUAAACUCUGUAGGUAUGGGAAAUUUAGUAACAUUGUAAGAGAUAGCGGCGAUGUACUACAUACGGUUACGAGUAAAAUGGCGUGUGAUGCGAAGCUGGGGAAACUUAACAACAUACACAAUAAGGAUUGGUGCACUGAAAGGAACAGGAUAUAUACGAGAAACCUAAUUGAGGGCGUGGGUCGAAGUGACAGUAAAAGCAGAGAAAAUAUAAAAGGGAAGGAGCUAAUAAAGAACUUAGAAGAGAAGGAACAAAAGUUGAAGGACGAAUUGGACAAAGUGAAGGUAGAAGUGCAGAAGCAGCAACCCCCCCAGGAAGGUACCAGUACCUGCAGCACUCCAUUAAAGGACCAUUUAGACAGGGACACGACCUGGUGGAAGAGUACCAGGGGAAAUUCGGAUGAAGACAUGUGGAACGACAUCAAACCUAGGGUAGAAGACAUUGCCAAAGCUGUAUCUGAUAACAACGAGGAUGUUAACGGUUACUGCAGUGGCAACAAGUGGGAUGGAGGAAGCAAGAAGGCAUGUCAACUCAUUGUUAAAGGGCUGAAGAAGGUAUAUAGUUAUACAGAGGAAACAACGGAUAAGGACGCCAAGAAUAAUAAAGAUUUUAAGAGUACUAUGGCUUGUAUGGCAUUAAAUGUAUUCGCAGAGAGAAUAAAGGAAGAAAAGUGCAAUGUCGCACAGGACAAAAUAGAAAAAGCAUUCAAUGAAGGGAAUGAGAUUCAUAAUAACCUAUAUUCCAAAAAUGGUGAAUGCGAAAAGUGCGGGUGGGAACCAAAUACGGACGUUACUGUUGCGAGCGAAGGACUUCGGCAAAAAAUAAGAGGGGAACUCGAAAAGAAUAAAGAAAUAACACAAACUCUAGAGAAAAUAUGUCAGGACGAUACUAUACCUGACACCGCAGCACCAAAAUCUGCCGUAGGACCGGUAGCACCAUCACCAACGGCUACCACAUGUGAAAAAAAGUUUCAGGAUGAACAUAAUAACACAAGCAACAAUGAUUAUUUAGCGACUUUAAUAAAAGAAUGGGUGGAUAACCAAGGGCCGUGCGGUCAGGGAAAAAUAUGGGAUUAUAUACAAAAAAUAUUCACCGAUAUGGUUGACACAUUCCCAUCCCAGGAGCGUCCGGUUAACACAAUUUGUGCUGGCCCAAACCGUAAGGAUGGGAAACCAUUUUCUAACAAUCAGAAAGAAUACUGUAAAGCUCUAUUAAAAAUAAUCCUUUUUAUGAAUGGGCUAACACAGAAUAUACAAUAUAGGGUAACAAACAAGGAUAGACGAGAAGGGGUAGGGGCCUAUUUAACAUGUAUAGUAGGAACUGUAACCAUGUUCGAAUUAUAUGGAGAACACUGUUGGUUUGAAGAAAUUAUGAAAUAUAUAUCAGAAAAAAUAGGACCAGAACUACAGAAGAAAAAUAUUCCAGAUAAACGUGGAAUAUGUAAUAGUAUUAAUGUUAAGGAGACCACAAUUGGAACACAGUUAGUUGGUACAAAAAUAAAAAAAUGGAUUGAGGAGAAGAAGGAGAAAAAUGAUAAAGCAAUUAAUAAAUACCAAUAUAUAAUGAAAGAAGGGCAGCGCAUGAAGGAUUGUGCAACUGAAACAGUUUGGAGAACAGAUAGUAAGGGAAGUAGUCAAGGUAGUGGAGGAUGGUUAGAUGUAAAAGAAAUAAUAGAACUAAAGAAAACAAUUAAUGAUGGAGGAUAUGUAACCGAAGAAGGUACCAGGAAGAUAAUGGAAGAAAUCAGGGAAGUAGAGAAGGAGGAUAACUUAAUAGAGAAGUUGAAGAAUAAAAUAAAAGACCAAAUACAGAAGCAAAUGAAGGAAAAGGAAAGACAAGAUACAAAAUCAGGUAAGGACAGUGGCUGCAGUAAUAGUGGUCAGAAUAUACCUGAUAUAGGUUUACAGAAGUCAGGUGUGAGCAUAGCUCCAGGAUGUACCUCAGACAAAGAUUUGGGACAGCCUUCUGAGGAUUUGAUAGCAAAGUAUGGGGACAAUGGUGCCACUACUCAUGAUGCUAAUUCUAAUACUGGUGGUAACAGCAACGAUCAGAAAGAUACUGAUGGAAGAAAACCGCAUAAACCUGACCAGUCUGGUGACACAACUGUGGCAGGAGGAGUAAUAUUGGAGGAUGAUGAUAAGAAGGUUCCCGAUACCCAGAAUGGUGUUCAGCCGCAACCUGGUCAUCAUGGCAGUGCUGAGGAUUCUGAUCCACAGAAUUCGCAAGAUCCAGAACCUAAGGAAAAUGAUGUUAAUGUACCCGUCCCUACGGUAGACUUAUCGUCCCCUCAGGUAGAAGUAACAACUCCGGACAAAUCAAUACCAGCAGCAGGAAUAACUCCACAAGGAGUUGGACAUAGAGGAUCUGGACAAAAGGAACGUUUAACAGUUCCAAAAUUACCAACGAAAAAAGCCCGAAGCACCCCUCUAGCUCCAGUCCCACUUCUUAGCAAUAUCGACAACCUUCCUGAUCUCCUUACUUCAUACCUUCCUACCAUUCCUGUCCUAAUUGGUACUUCUGUUAUGACCUACUUACUCUGGAAGUAUUUGUUCCUCGGUAAGAAAAGGAAACGUCACAGAAGGGCUCAUCAAGUAUCUGGUCCUCCGUCCUUAGGAGAACAACUCCUUGAUCCUGUGGACGACCAGGAUGGUCCAUAUGAAUAUACCUUAGUAAAGGAACGAAAACCUAGACGUCGGCAAAGAAGAUCACCCGGAAAAAAACCAGUUAGCCGCCGUACGAUUAUUGAUAUUCAUUUAGAAGUAUUAGAUGAAUGUCAAAAAGGGGACCUGCAUUCGACGAAGGAAGACUUUUUUGUAAUUUUGGUUCAAGAAUUUAUGGGAAGCGAAUUUAUGGGGGAAGACUUUGUUCCUGAGGAACAACUUCCCGAAGUUAAUGUUCCUAUGGAAAGUGUUCCUAAGGAGGAAGGUGUUCUUAAGGAAGAUGCUCUUAAGGAAGAUGUUCCUAGGGAAGGUGUUCCUAAAGAACAAUUAGGAAUGGAACAAAAUUUCUCUUUAGAGAAUCUUUCUUCUUCAGAGAAUGAACAUUCGCCCCCAACAUGCAAUGUCCCAUAUUGGAUUAAUUGGAUUGAAAAGAAUAAAACCCUGUUGGAAAAGUGUAGAACGCAACCUUGGUUUUGUGACCUAAAGGUAAGUUGGAAAGAACAUCGGAAGCAAAACCAUAUACCUACCGAGGAGAGUAAACAGUGUUUCUUAAAUGACAAUGGGGAUAUUCCUUCUCUGGAAAGUCAUAAAAAGGAAUUGUGGAAACAAUGGGUUGCAAUGCAACAUGACCUUAUGGAAUUAAACAGUCAAACAGAUUGGUUUAUCCAAAUGUUAGAAAAUAUGGAGGAAAUACCUAACGAGACAGAAGAAUUGUUAGGAGUUGACAAGUUACAAUCGCAGAGGCUAUGCCCAGAAUCUUAUAAGCAGAAACAGUUUGUAGCCAAAUUGUGGAUGCUUAUAUUGGCGUUGAUGUUUGAGGAGUGUGAAAGGGAAGAAAAUGUUCAUAAUAAAGAACUCUAUUUAGAUGGUCUAUUACAGAAUAUUUGA
Molecule: messenger RNA, 4479 nt
Organism: Plasmodium coatneyi
Lineage: Eukaryota; Apicomplexa; Aconoidasida; Haemosporida; Plasmodiidae
Product: Pvstp1
Exons: 6
Coding region: 1-4479 (1492 amino acids)
Source: RefSeq, a predicted model, not a curated record